Messenger RNA from Capsella rubella, 2307 nucleotides. RefSeq lists its product as uncharacterized. Lineage: Eukaryota; Viridiplantae; Streptophyta; Magnoliopsida; Brassicales; Brassicaceae. Gene Ontology annotation, molecular function: protein binding. The record is from RefSeq and is a predicted model, not a curated record. The transcript has a single exon. The coding region runs from base 228 to 2129 and encodes 633 amino acids.
GUGAGACUGAAGAAGAGCAGAGAGAGUCUCGGACACAAAAGAUCUAAAAACCGGACAAUUUCUAUUUUAGUAUUCUUGCCUCAACGUUGUUUGACUUGUAAAAGAAAAUUUCAGAUAGAUUCCGACCGGAUAAAUCGUCGUCCUUGCAGAUCCGAAUCCUCCCUCUCCUAUAGAUCUACAUAAAAUGGCGGGUACUUACUGAUUUCAGAAGAAAAAAGGACCCUUUGAUGCCCACUUUAAUGGCGGAUUCUCGAAAAGGCAAGCCCUUUUUCUUCUGCUUCUCCUUCUUUGUUUCGCUUAGUUUGCUUUUCCUUUUGCCGUCUUUUCCGGAUGCAUCUACUGCUGUCACCGCUUCCGAGUCCGAUCCGAUUUUGUCAGAGAGAACAGAUGCUUCUCCCGGAGUUGUGACCAUCAGCGAAUCCGAUAGUCAAAGUGUUUCGUUGCAUAGACUCGAGGAACUUGUUAGGAAUCUUACGGAAGUAGUUGCUAGGUUAGAUGCCAAAUUAUCUGAAGCUCCGUUUAAGGUAAAGAAGGAGAUCAGUCGUGAUGAGAUCGAAGAAGAAGGGGUUAGAGAGAAAGCCAAGGCUUUUUCCGUGACAAAAUACAGUCCUUUCUGGUCUGAGAGAUUCGAAUUCACAUCAGCUGUGAAAUUAGACUCCGACGCGACUUGUAUCAACGUGUUGCCGUUUCGAGAUUACCAAGGUUUAAGCAAGUAUUUCGCAGUUGGGGAUGCAAGUGGUAGGGUUUUUGUGUUCUUGAGAAAUGGGGAUGUUUUGGUUGAGUUUUUCACUACCUGCGAUUCACCAAUCACGGCAAUGGUGUCAUACAUGUCUGUGUAUAAGAACGAGAGCUUCGUAGUGACGGGUCACCAGAGCGGAGUCAUCUUGUUGCAUAGACUCCGCGAGGGCUCUAUCGGGGAAGAUUGGAGUUCAGCUGUGAUGGAAAAUAUUGGCAAAUUUGAUGGCACGGAUGACGGAUUGCAAGUGACUCUAUUGGAAGUGCAUCAUGUGGGUCGGGUUAGGUAUAUAUUGGCUACGGAUCUUAGCGGAAAGCUCACUGUUUUCACUGAGAACAGAACUGUUUAUGGCUCCGUUACCCCAUCUAGUAGACCGCUUGUGUUCUUGAAGCAGAGGCUGUUGUUUCUCACUGAGACUGGUGCUGGUUCAUUGGACUUAAGAAGCAUGAAGAUCAAAGAAUCCGAGUGUGAAGGUUUGAACCAUUCUCUAGCGAGAAGUUAUGUUUUUGAUGCGUCAGAACGGUCUAAAGCUUACGGAUUCACAUCCGAAGGCGAAAUCAUUCACGUAUUGCUCCUAGGAGACAUCAUGAACUUCAAAUGUAGAGUGAGAUCAAAGAAAAAGGUUCAAAUGGAGGAUCCUGUAGCGUUGCAAGCCAUCAAAGGCUAUCUACUUGUAGUCAACCAAGAGAAAGUCUUUGUAUACAAUGUGUCGACUCAACACUAUGUUCGAACCACGGGUCCUCGGCUUCUUUUUCCCGCUGCAUUGGAAGACAUCAGGUCAACAUUCUUGAGCCAUCGAGAAUCAUCGAAAACCACCUAUCACCAGAAGCUCGAAAAGGCAACUCCGUUGAUAGCAAGCGACCGUGAAAAGCUGCUUGUGAUGGGUUUAGGAGAUGGAUACGUCGCGACAUACAAAUCAAAGCUUCCAAUCUUCAAAGCGGAAUUCAACACGAUGCUUUGGAGCAGUCCUGUCUUCUUCUUCAUACUUUUCUUAUUUGGCGCUUGGCAUUUUUUUGCCAAGAAGAAAGAAUCUCUCACAGCUUGGGGACCUGACGAUCCUUUCGCCUCAACAACAAUGUCUUCUUCUUCUACUACAACUGCACAAAACAGUUCCGCAUUCGCUGAACCAAUCAGGAGAAACGACGACCACAUGGAUCUUCGAAGAAGGUAUGUUUCGCCAUCUCGGUAUCCUCCUGGACCAGCAACAGGAGCUUACCGUUCAGUGGGUUCUAACGACCCGAGCUCAAGAGCUCCAGUGGAAACAACUAACUACAGAACAACCGCACAGGAAAUGAAGUAUCGUGGUGGGUCAGGUCUUGAUUCAGCUGGGUUUGGUAAAAGAAGAGAGAGCUUGUUUGGUAACAACAACAAAGCUUCAGACGACGAAAGUUAGCUCCUUUUCUAUUAACCGUCGCCGUUUUUUUCAUAGUUCGUUAUGUUCUUUUCUACCGGUCAAAGCUUGACUUUUUUGUAAUGUGUAAAACUCCGGCGAAGAAAUAAUUUUUUUACCGGUAGCUUUGUUUCUCCGGUCACAUCGUAACUUAAAUUGUAUUGUAAUCUUCUCGUGGAAA